AGCAGUGUAGGGUUGAUCAUGAUCAUGUGACAGACAGCUUUGGGAGAGAACAGCUCUGGACGCAGAAACAUCAGGCGCAACUAAAGGAGUUUCCACCCCUCGAGAGCCAACAAGUGACCAUUGCCCCGUUUUCAAACCGUUAUUCAAGUGCUCUGAACGACAUCGACGGUCUGUGGAAAGUUCUGGGGAAGAAGCUGUUUUUUACAGCGUGGAUAAAGAUAGGUUUGGGGGCGAUAAAACUAUUGUCUGUAGAAGAGGACAGACGCAGAAAUCUCAGCGGGCAUGCGGGAGUUUUUGGAGUUAUUUGACUGCAAACACUCUACAAACAAAUAAGAACUUUCGCGCAGAAUCGGGGGCUGUCGUGUUUUUCCGAAGUUUUACGCAUUUUUUUUUAGGUUUUUGGUAUAAUAUUUUAAACAUGGUUGGAGAAAUGGAAACGAAGGAGAAGCCUAAGCCGACUCCUGAUUAUCUGAUGCAGCUCAUGAACGACAAGAAACUGAUGAGCAGCCUGCCAAACUUCUGUGGUAUUUUCAACCAUCUCGAACGAUUGUUAGAUGAAGAAAUUGGACGGGUACGGAAGGACAUGUACAAUGACACUAUGAACGGCAGCACAGAUAAAAGGACUUCCGAGCUCCCGGAUGCUGAGGGGCCCAUUGCUCAACUCCAAGAGAAACUCUAUGUGCCCGUCAAAGAAUACCCAGAUUUCAAUUUUGUGGGAAGAAUCCUGGGGCCCCGGGGCCUGACAGCCAAGCAACUUGAGGCAGAGACUGGUUGCAAGAUCAUGGUGCGAGGCAAAGGCUCCAUGAGAGACAAGAAGAAGGAAGAGCAAAACAGAGGAAAGCCCAACUGGGAACACCUGAACGAAGAACUGCACGUCCUCAUCACUGUGGAAGACUCUCAGAACCGUGCUGAGAUCAAACUCAAGAGAGCUGCCGAGGAGGUCAAGAAACUGCUAAUCCCUGCGGCCGAAGGUGAAGACAGCUUGAAAAAGAUGCAGCUGAUGGAGCUGGCCAUUCUCAACGGCACUUACAGAGACGCCAAUGUCAAGUCACCAGCCUUAGCCUUCUCCCUGGCCGCCACAGCACAAGCUCCCCGCAUGAUCACCGGCCACUCCCCGGUGAUGUCUCAUACGGCACUGCGUACCCCUGCCCCCGGCGCACCCACCCUCAUGCCACUCAUCCGACAGAUCCAGACCUCUGCCAUCAUGCCCACAGGCACACCCCACCACACCCUCUUACCCCAGACCCCAGAGUCAGGCAUCAUCUAUGCACCUUACGAUUACCCCUACACCUUCGCACCAACCUCCAUUCUUGAAUAUCCUAUUGACUCAAGUGGUGUUUUAGGUAUGGCUUUCCCGACAAAAGGCUAGUAAUGCUCAGGGGGUUUAACACAGUCCUCAGCCCAUACGAGUGUUAAAAUGCUUUGCUUUACAGCUGCCUUGGAACAAAAAAAAAGACAAAAGCGCAAACGAAGAAACUGAUUUUUAUAAGAAACAAAAGACUAAACAUCAUUACUACUCAUGUUUACACUGGUCUUAACUGUUUUGUUGACUUAUUCAUAGAUUAAAAAUGGAUAUUUUCAGGUAAAUACUGAUAAUUAAGCCUCUGUUUGAAAAGUAAUCUAUAUUUGUUUAGUUCGUAAUAUUUCUAUUAUUUUUAUUUGGAACUGGAUCUUAGAUAUUUAGAGAGUGAUCAGUAUUAUUGCUAAUAUAACAUGCUUGUGAAAAUCUUCCUCCAUGAAAUAGCCUGUAGUGAAUUCAUAUUAUCUGAAGCAUCUGGUGUGUUGAGCGGAAUACAGGGAAUCUAUAGUCAUUGUAUAAAUUAAUCAGUGAAAGUUUAACAGAAAUGCGGAAAUUGAGAAAUGGCAACAGCAUGUGAUGUGAUUUCACUAUAACAGGGCCUUGGAGAAACGGCCAAUUUUGCCUUGUAAUUUGGUCUUAUAAGCCUUGUUUGUGAAACAAUGUUGUGUGAAAUGUAGUUUUAAUGUAUUUUGAUGAAUAAUCUGUUAAUUCUUGUUUUAUUGGCAAUGUUGCGUUUUGAGCAGGUGCAGUGACUACUAAAGUACGAAGGCAGGAUAUGCGCGUCCAUCCUUACCAAAGGGUAGUGACCGCAGAACGAGGUUAGUUUAGCUCUAGUGUUCAAACUCUGCUCUCUGUGUGUGUGUGUGUGUGUGUGUGUGUGUGUGUGUACUUCUUUAGUAUGCUUUUCAUUGCAUCUCACUCAAUACAAAGGGAGGAAAUGUUUUAGUCUCUUCUAACCUGCCAAACAAAAAGCAUCAUUUGAGAUUUCAGUGUUGCUGUUAUCAAGUAUAGUACGUGCCAGUCAUACUGUGCAGGGUUCAUUUACACACUAAACCUGCCAGCCUAGAAACUGUAGGUGUUUUCAGCUUACUUGUAUUAUAUUUUGAGAAUGUUCUCGGGUCAAUAAAGCAAAGGUUAAAAAAUAGAAUACUGUUAAAAAAAAAGGAGGUUGCAGUAGGUUAAAACAUCCUGUGAUGACAACAUUCCAAGCUCUGAGAUUUAAGUGUUGUUCACCUAGUGAGUUGCUAAGACAGCAUCCAAACUGCCAUGGAACUUUUAAUGUACACUCUACAUAACCAGCACAGAAAAUAAAUGGUGCUCUGAGGGAGGGAACAGGAGACCCAACUUAAAUUCCAGUUUAAAGUUUGCAUGUUGCUAAACUAAUUAGCAUGAAGAUACAUAGAACACACAAAUACUGGAUAAAGUGUACUUUUUAAACAUUCCUCUAUAGGCAGCUCACCAGGUUUUGGAACAGACUAUUAAUAUGAUCUGAUAACUUCAGCACUUAACAUGCGUUGUAUAUUGAGACAAGCAUGACCUGAAGCUUAGUGGACGUAUGUAGAUGAAAAACAGCUAGUGUGAUAGUGUUAGAACCACUUUGGAGAACCCUUAUGGAGCAAAAUUGACUGUCCACUGUGCUCCAUUACACUGAUGAUGUAAUGAUGGCCUUCAGGCUCAUAGUCAAUGAAGGGUAAUGGAGCUCACCUGUUUGUUUGCUUCUGUUGAUUCCUUCAUUCGUCAUUCCUUUGAUAUCCUUUCUCAGUUUUAGAGUGUUUUCAGAUAAUUUAAUAUCACUUAAGUACAUUAGUGUCCCAUGUAAAUCUACUUUCUUAUUCUGAUCCAUUGAAACAGUGUUUCGGCAGCUUUCAAAGAAACAGUUUUGAGUUUUUACUUUCUGAAUAAUGGAACAACCUACAAGAUUUAGGGUUUGGAGGAAGAUAUGAUUAUUAUUAUUUUUUUUCUCAAAGUCUCAUCUGAUAUAAUAAAAAAACUUAUUUAUGGUUCAACCAGUCCAGACCAGCAUAAAUAAAGUUUAGAAGAUGGGUGCAAUGCUGGUUUCCCCCAAUUAAUGAUACAGAUGUGUACUUAUUCAUUUUGAGAAAAUGCAAUACUGUAUAUUAUUUCAGGCCUGUUAUAAGCUGUUUCUAAUUACAGAAGAACUUCUGCAAAAUUCAGAUUUUACUUUCAUAAUUCAUUCCUGAGUGAUUGUACUGUUUGCGAUCUUUUUUUCAUGUUACAUAUUUUUAUUUAUACCUUUUUACUGCAGUUUUUAUCUAAAGAUCAGUUGAUAGUUGUCGUUUAGGUUAAAAGUAAGGAUUUGACUAGGGUUAUUGAACAUAUUCAUGACAAAAUCUUUCAUAUGCCUUAAAUGGAAAUAAACUGGAUCUAAGGGAAUUACAGCACCAGCUUCUAAAGUCUGCUAUAAUGAAGCUGAUUUAAACUCAUAUAACAAAUACACGAAUGUCCCAAAACUGUACAUAUUUAAUAACUAUGACUCCUGAAAAAACUGUAAACGUGAGAAUCUACUGAUCAAUAUAAGUUAAUUUCACACCCAUAAGACUUUAACAUAAUUAUCAUAAUUUAAUAGACCAAUACAACUGACCAGUUUAAUGCAUAACAAUUGUGAAAUUGCACAAAAUGUCGAAUCUAUCUUGUCUGGCUUACUGACCACAGCCACAGAAAGUUUUCCGAGAAUUUGUAAAAGAUUCCUGAGCAAGGGAAAAUGCUUUUGAAGGAAAGGCAUUGAAUGAAAUAUCCCAAGCACCAGGCUUGGACAGUGUCACAUUAGAUAGACUAGACGGUUAUGAAGGUUAGGACUUGUUUGAGAGUGUAAGUCAUCAUAUGCACUGCACAUAAAAAAAUUGUUACUUCCGCUCCGUGCAUAAUCAGAGCAUUAUAAAGAGGAUUCGGAGUGCUUAUGAUCCCUUAAACUCCCCAUUCAAGAAAUUCCUCAUCAUAAAAAUAUGGCACAAAUAUUUUGCACUGAAGAUUUUAAAUCACCAGCUCAUAGUCUGCGAUACUCAGACAGAGCAAAGAAACGGCAAAACCUCAUGAGAUGUUUAUCAACGCAGGACGGUCACACACUGUGGCCGCCUGUUAGCACAAGAACAACAGAUGAACUAAGGAAAUAUUCCAUUUUUGGUUUGUUUGUUUCUUGUUUUGCAGUAAGCUUCUUUCUCUCUCUCUCUCUCUCAAAUGUAUGGAAAAGAACAUAGUUAUUGUGUGUGAUCUUUUUAAGAUGAGUUUAUGAAAGCAAUAUGUUUAACUAUAAAGCAAGAACAUUUAUGAAAUUCUAUUGUAUUUGUAAAUGAAUAGGGAAUUUAUACUAGUAAACAUGUUAGAGAACAACACCAUGUUAUUUUUCCAGAAGGGGUACACUUUGUUUUUAGGGUGUCGUACCUAUGCCAGUCUUAUUAUACUGUCUCAUAAGUUAUAGUCUUGAGAAACAAGUAGAUUUGUCUUUCUAAUUGUUUUCUUGUGUUUCUAGUGUUAUUUUAGCCCUAAAUUUCAGCCUAUAUGCUUUAGUAUCAUUCUGUUGGAUUAGCGUUCUGUAUUUUUUGUAAAUAGUCCAGUUUUAAAGGCAAUAAAACUUGAGUUAAAAAACCACCAAA
Messenger RNA from Carassius carassius (crucian carp), 4911 nucleotides. Its product is annotated as protein quaking-B-like. Gene Ontology annotation, molecular function: mRNA binding. The record is from RefSeq and is a predicted model, not a curated record. Lineage: Eukaryota; Metazoa; Chordata; Actinopteri; Cypriniformes; Cyprinidae. Bases 419 to 1369 code for a protein of 316 amino acids. Gene Ontology annotation, cellular component: nucleus. Gene Ontology annotation, biological process: regulation of mRNA splicing, via spliceosome. The transcript has 8 exons.